Molecule: messenger RNA, 387 nt
Organism: Peniophora sp. CBMAI 1063
Lineage: Eukaryota; Fungi; Basidiomycota; Agaricomycetes; Russulales; Peniophoraceae
Source: the annotation of a GenBank genome assembly
AUGCCACCGCCAACUGACGAAUACGCGCCAUAUGUCGCGCGUACGCAAGAUAUCAGGAUGGAGAUAUACGGACAGGCGGCGGCCACCGUUGGCAUUAGUCUGAUAGACGACGCCACGGGAAGCGUUCAAAUACUCCGCGACAUGUUUGAAGAACAGAGGACUCGGCCCAUCAAGCCGUUUGCCGGCCCGAAGACAACAGUGGAGGAGCUGGUCGUAUCCUCCGCAUUUUGGGUAGACGCCCUGCGUGAAGUGCUGAGGUCACUCGGCGACCAUAAGCCUCGCAUAGCCAAGGCGGUGGUUGAUUCCGGCUUGCUUGAUCUCUAUCAAGAUAUCAUGUUAUGCUCUGACUUUUUCUCCCAGCAUCAGGCGUGGAUGGCCUGCACCUGA